This is a messenger RNA of Penicillium griseofulvum, 1575 nucleotides long. RefSeq lists its product as uncharacterized. The transcript has 2 exons. Lineage: Eukaryota; Fungi; Ascomycota; Eurotiomycetes; Eurotiales; Aspergillaceae. The record is from RefSeq and is a predicted model, not a curated record. The coding region runs from base 1 to 1575 and encodes 524 amino acids.
AUGGCGGGCGUCGUUACAGCGGCAUAUUCUGCAGACGGCUUAGCAUCGCCCGUGGAUGGCUCGCAAUGGGAGUUUGCGGUGCCACUUGUGAAUGAGGACAACCACGCAUCGAAACAGCGCAACUCGCACGACUCAACUUCCGUCCGCGCAAAAUUUUCUCGACAGCGUACCUCGAAUGGCUCACGCAGCUCCUCCGUCUCCCGCAAUGUCCACACACACGAAUCGCCCUAUUUGGCCUCAAACAGAGGACGGAGGGAACACAGUCUCAACCGACAUGGAAGUGAAGUAGGCAGCAUGCGAGAUGCUUUUGGUCAUGAGACAGCCGGUCCUAAAGAGCCCGAGGAGGCCAAUGAUGGGCUUCGAUUGUAUCUGGACGGAAAUACGAAUCAGGAAAAAUGGAUCCAUCGAGACAAGUUGGCUAAGAUCGAGAGUGAGGAGCUCCACCAGGCAGCCAUUCUUUUCCAGCGACGGAUGAGAGGAGAAAGCAAAUCAAGUGGGGGACGUGGGAGAAGCCAUGAUCCACAGAACCCUGCCAAUGGGACUGGUACGGCGACCUCACCUGCUGCAGAAUACUCCGAACCCUGGCCGAAAAUAAAGGAAGAACUCGACAAGCAGGACGGGGAUGUGAAUGGUAACAUAGACGACAAUGAGCGGGAACAUUGGGAUCUCCGCCGACCAGAAGAGAUUGCUGCAGACGAUGCAGCCGCCAGCAUCUACAGCCACCCAAGCCUUGGAAAAAGCGCAUCCCGAAUACCUGUCUCUACAGUUAGCCCAGUUCCCAUAUCCAGCGCCAUUGGCCGCGAUUCUCGCAGUUCACGAAGCCGUGCUGCAACAGAUGAAGACGACCGGUCUUCACGCAGCCGCAGAGCUAGUGAACCUAUCAAUAUUGAGCAGGAUGCUUCAAUCACUUCUCCAGGAAGUCGACCAGGCAGCCGCGGAUUCAACAGUACACAGAACACCCUGGGAAAGAAGAUAGUCAAGAACACCGGCUCUACCAACCGAAAGACCUCUGCUCCACCCACGAACAGGAAGGCGAGCACCCCUCGGUCUCGUGCUGUAUCCGGUAACAACACCCAACGCCCUACCACCCGGUCAGGUGAAGGCCGCCCUCCAACAGCUGUUAACCGGCCCGAAGGAGACCCACCUUGGCUGGCAACUAUGUACAAGCCCGAUCCCCGCCUUCCACCAGACCAGCAGAUGAUCCCCACCGUCGCCAAAAAGAUUAUGCAGGAACAGUGGGAAAAGGAAGGCCGGACACCGAACACAUACGACCGCAACUUUGCGCCCCUUGCAGUGCACCCAUUCGAUGCGCCGCCUCCUGUAGCCACCAAGGCUGAGCCAGAACAGCAACCUGUGGAGACUCUACAGCUCGAAGAGUUGCCCCCUCAGCCGCCAAAGAGCCCUGAACCAACCCGCCCAAAUACAAGUACCGGCUACAGUACCAUGCCAAAGGUGCAGGACACACCCCCAAUGGGACUGACACCCAAUCCCAAUCCCAACUGGAACCCCCCAGUUGUCACCGCGCAGCAACUACCAAAGAAAGAUAAGAGCUGCGGAUGCUGCAUUGUGAUGUGA